This is a messenger RNA of Tripterygium wilfordii, 1897 nucleotides long. Its product is annotated as aldehyde dehydrogenase family 2 member B4, mitochondrial-like. NCBI's taxonomy places the organism in Eukaryota, Viridiplantae, Streptophyta, Magnoliopsida, Celastrales, Celastraceae. The coding region runs from base 123 to 1730 and encodes 535 amino acids. Gene Ontology annotation, molecular function: aldehyde dehydrogenase (NAD+) activity. The record is from RefSeq and is a predicted model, not a curated record. The transcript is spliced from 11 exons.
GACUUUUCUUGUUUUGUGGGGGGAGUGAGUGAACAUAAAUAAAAAUCCUAUCUUUUCGCUUUUCUCAUAUCUCGAGAAGGAGAAGGAGAAGGAGAAGGAGAAGUAGAGAGUUCUGAGUGGCCAUGGCAGCUCGACGGAUUUCUUCCUUGCUCUCUCGGUCUUUCUCUGCUUCUCAGUUUCUCUCUUUAGGAAGGAUCCCAAGAAGGGGAAGAAGCAUUUACAGGUUUAGCACAGCUACAAUGCCUGAAGAGCUGAUUGUUCCACCUGUUCAAGUUUCUUACACCCAGCAUCUGAUCAAUGGCCAAUUUGUGGAUGCUGCUUCAGGGAAAACAUUCCCCGCCUAUGAUCCCCGUACUGCAGAAGUGAUUGCUCAUGUUGCUGAAGGCGAUGCAGAAGAUAUUAACCGUGCAGUGGUUGCUGCUCGUAAGGCAUUUGACGAGGGACCUUGGCCAAAGAUGACCCCAUAUGAAAGGUCUCGUAUAAUGUUGAGAUUCGCUGAUUUGGUUGAGAAACACGCUGAUGAGCUUGCAGCUCUAGAGACAUGGAAUAAUGGAAAGCCAUACGAACAGUCUUCCAUGGCUGAAAUACCAAUGUUGGCUCGUUUAUUUCGCUACUAUGCCGGAUGGGCUGACAAGAUUCAUGGGCUUACCGUUCCUGCUGAUGGUAGUCUUCAUGUUCAAACAUUACAUGAACCAAUCGGUGUUGUCGGACAAAUCAUUCCCUGGAAUUUCCCACUUAUCCUAUUUGCUUGGAAAGUUGGGCCUGCACUAGCUUGUGGCAAUACUAUUGUCCUAAAAAGUGCAGAGCAAACACCUUUGACUGCUCUCUAUGCGGGAAAGCUUUUCCUUGAGGCUGGUCUUCCUCCAGGAGUUCUGAAUAUAGUUUCUGGCUAUGGUCCAACUGCUGGUGCAGCACUUUGCCGUCAUAUGGAUGUAGACAAGAUUUCUUUCACAGGAUCAACUGAAACUGGUAAGAUGGUGCUCGAAUUGGCUGCAAAAAGCAAUCUUAAGUCAACCACUUUGGAGCUGGGAGGAAAAUCACCUUUUGUAGUGUGCCACGACGCUGAUGUUGAUAAAGCUGUGGAGCUUGCCCAUUUUGCUCUAUUUUUUAAUCAGGGGCAAUGUUGUUGUGCCGGGUCUCGCACAUACGUACAUGAACGUGUAUAUGACGAGUUUAUAGAGAAAUCUAAGGCACGUGCCUUGCGUCGCAUUGUUGGUGAUCCCUUCAAGAAGGGUGUUGAGCAAGGACCUCAGCAGAUCGACACGGAGCAAUUUGAGAAGGUCCUCAGGUACAUAAGGUCUGGUGUUGAAAGCAAUGCUACUCUUGAAUGUGGAGGCGAAAGAUUUGGAUCGCGAGGCUACUUCAUUCAGCCCACUGUUUUCUCAAAUGUUCAGGAUGACAUGCUGAUAGCUACGGAUGAGAUAUUUGGCCCAGUCCAAUCCAUAUUGAAGUUCAAGGACCUCGAUGAAGUGAUAAAAAGGGCGAAUACAACCCGCUAUGGUCUGGCUGCUGGAGUUUUUACUAAGAACAUGGAUACUGCCAACACUCUGUCGCGGGCUCUGAAGGUUGGGACUGUUUGGAUCAAUUGCUACGAUGUCUUUGAUGCAGCAAUUCCUUUUGGUGGGUAUAAGAUGAGUGGUAUUGGCAGAGAGAAGGGAAUCUACAGCCUUAAUAGUUACUUGCAAGUUAAGGCAGUCGUUACUCCUCUCAAGAAUCCGGCUUGGCUGUAAAUUGUUGCUUUUAGACCUAAUCCAAGCUUACGUACCUUGUAUGUAAUUCAAUAAUACGUGUGUUUGUAUUUGAAUAGUCAAAGGGCUGGUGCUAUAAACUAUGGAAAUGCUUGUAUGUUGCUGAUUAUGUCCUUUGAAUGAAGUCAAAAGUAUUUUGUUUUCCACUA